AUGGAGCCACAUCCCGAAUAUAUCGCUCCGCUAAACAUAUCUAAUGGCAAAGCUCAGUCACAGUUUCGAAAUGGAUCAUUCUCCACGCGAAUUGCAUCCAACCAACGCUUGUUCUCAGCUCUGAAAACACAGUUACGGAUGACGCCACCAUUGACGCCUCACAGUUCACGCGAGGAUAUGGUUGAUCGAAGCAAUUCAGAGAGAUCGGCAUUCCCAAAUUAUCUUCGUGCGUUCUAUCCUUUUCACCCUGGCGCUCCAAUCUCAUCUGCCACUGUGACUCUCCCGCUGGAUCAGGGCGAUCUAGUGCUUGUGCACUCUGUUCAUACCAACGGCUGGGCUGAUGGCACACUCUUGGAUACCGGCGCCAGAGGCUGGCUGCCUACAAAUUACUGUGAAGCUUAUGACCAGCAACUGAUGCGCCCGCUGCUGAAGGCCUUGAUGGAUUUUUGGGAUGUCAUCCGUGCAGGAUCAUGUGCGACUCUCCAUCAGUUUGGGAAUCAGGAUUACAUGAGAGGUAUCAUUGCUGGAGUGCGAUUCCUUUUGGAAAAAUCGGAAUGCCUGAAAAGGGAAGACGAGCUUGUUCAGAAACUUGUUGGACUCAGGCGAAAUCGGAAGGCUUUACUGUCCGAUCUCUCGUCGUUGGCAAAAAUGGCCAAGAAUCUCAGAGAUAUUGCCAAUGGUGCGCCGCUGGACGACUCGCUGGAUAGUAUCUUUGACCAGAUGCUCCUCAAGGCUUUUAAGAUAGUCACACGUGGCGUCCGAUUUUUGGAUGUGUGGAACGAAGAAGUUGGCCUAUCUCGGGUAAUGGCUGAACUUAGCCCCAGCGAUUCGAUAGCUCGCAUGUACGAUGAGCCACUCACACCACCUGUUGAAUCAUCGUUCAGCAUAUCAAGCAGCGCUUGGGGAUCGACACAAUCUAGCACCCCAGAGUCGUCCAUUAGCGCAGCUUCACGCAUGGAAACCCGAAGUCGCAUCAAUGGAUCAUUCAUCUCGCGAGCUGCUUCUCAACUCUCCUAUAACGAGCCUAACCAACGUCGCCAUUCUCCAAUUCAAACCAAACGAUCAUCCGUCUCACAUCGAAUAUCUUACACGGCCACAUCCUCUACCUCCCGAAAUCCAAACCUCGCCAGCGAAAGGCUGAACGUUGCCAUCGAUGACUUUCUCGGUGUGUUGGGCUCCUUCAUUGGUCUUCACCUCCACUCUCGAUCGUCGACGGAGCUCAUCGUGACGACGCAACAAGCUGUUCAGUCCUGUCGAGUUUUGCUAUCGGUAGUCGAAGAAGUUUGGGAGCACGACCUGCACCGUUCGGAGGCUCUGGAGGAAGCCAAAGACACGAUGUACGAGCGAAUCACAGAACUCGUUCAUGCUGCUCGAGAUGCCUUUCGACCCGCAAAUGGGAACGAGGACGAAACAAUAUUCAUGCCAGACGAGGGAAAGCGUUUAGUUGACGCUGCGACCGUCUGUGUUCGCGGAGCGGGUGACUGCGUGGCGAAGGCCCGACAGGUUCUGGAGCAAGUCGGGGAUUUCGAGAUUGAGGCCGCGGCAAUUGGCUUGGGUAUCUCGACUCCUGAUGUGGACAAGACCGACACGACAACAGACGACUUUGGAGGUGCUUUGGACACGGAGACGCCGCCGAAAACCGAGUCUUUAUCAGGCAAUGAUAACAAGUCAGAGAUAAAAGAAAGGUCAACUCGGCUCCCUCCACCACUACAAAUUCCUAGCGGCUCACUUUCGACGCUAUCAUUGACGCCUUCCCUCACAACCGAUGGUGGCACUACGCCAUCUCCAAGUUUUAUCACUACUGCCGUUGAAACACCAACCUCCACCUUAGACGAACCGUUUAGCGCUGCUCUCUCCUCAUUUUCAGACCUUAAUGACUCUCUUAUCCCCUCUACUGACCUUAAGGAGAGCCAGGACCUUGAUCUUUAUCUUCAUACAAAAUCUCAAGAACCUGAAUCACAGAAUGAACCAACUCGAGGUGUGACCAGUGCAGAGAGUGAGCGAACUUGCGUGAACAAUAUUGAUGACACUGAAACUGCUGAUGGCACGGAUGACUCGACCCGUGUUUCUACGCCGGUCGAUGAUAGCCAGCCACCUCCGCCACCCCUGAAAGACGAUGUGGCUUCUCUUCACCAUAGCGGUGGUGAAGAUGCAGAAGAAAGCGAGGAGUGCAUCCUCGAAAAGACCUACGCCCACGAGCUCAUGUUCAAGGAUGGCCAGGUCAUCGGUGGAAGCCUUCGAGCUUUGAUUGAGAAGCUUACUGCUCACGAAUCUACCCCAGACGCCAUGUUUGUCUCGACUUUCUACCUUACCUUCCGCCACUUUGCAUCCCCCGUCGAAUUUGCUGAAGCGCUGAUUGAUCGAUAUGACUAUAUUGGUGACAACUCCAAUGCCGGUGGCCCAGUUCGACUCCGGGUGUCAAAUAUAUUCAAAGGAUGGCUAGAAGCUCACUGGCGACAUGAUUGUGAUGAUGUCGCUUUACCGUGUAUCUUGAACUUCGCACGUUCGAAGCUCCUAGUCAGCUUGCCUACUGCUGGAAGGCGCCUGGUUGAACUGGUGGAAAAGGUGUCAGAUCUUCACGGCCCACUGGUUCCGAGGCUAGUCUCAUCAAUGGGGAAAACAAAUACUUCUAUUGCUCAAUAUAUCAACCCUGACCAGCCAUUACCAUCCCCUAUUAUCUCGAAGAGUCAGAUGAACUUGCUCAAGCAGUGGAGAAAUGGCGGUCAGAGUAUCACCAUUCUGGAUUUUGAUCCUAUGGAGUUAGCUCGACAACUCACCCUCAAGGAGUCAAGAAUAUUCUGCUCAAUUUUACCAGAGGAACUUCUAGGUACCGAGUGGAUGAAGAAGACUGGUUCACUGGCGGUCAACGUUCGCGCGAUGUCGACUCUCUCCACGGAUCUUGCGAAUCUUGUCGCUGAUUGCAUUUUGCAGUUGGAUGAGCCCAAAAAGCGUGCUCUUGUGAUUAAGCAAUGGGUCAAGAUCGCAUCCAAGUGCUUGGAACUUAACAACUACGACAGCUUGAUGGCAAUCAUCUGCUCUUUGAAUUCCUCGACCAUCUCGCGCCUCAAGCGAACAUGGGAACUAGUCUCCCAGAAAACUAAGAAUAUCCUUGAAACUCUCCGGGAAAUUGUCGACGUAUCUCGGAACUAUGCGGUCCUGCGACACCGUAUUCAGAAUCAUGUGCCUCCAUGUCUGCCAUUUGUGGGAACAUACUUGACAGACCUGACCUUUGUUGAUCAUGGCAAUCAAGAUACCCGUACGCUCACAGCGGAUAGCGGUUCCAUCGAGGUGAUUAACUUUGACAAGCACAUGAAAACAGCCAAGAUUAUCAGCGAACUCCAACGGUUCCAAAUUCCUUACCGCCUCACGGAAGUUCCUGAGCUUCAGACUUGGAUUCAGGAUCAAUUGGUUCGCGUGCGAUCGGCCGGCGAGAAGGGGUUCCAAAACUACUACCGACGGUCGUUAAUCCUUGAGCCACGAGAAAGAUCGACACCACGCAAUUCACCGGGAGAUGCGAACGCCUUUUCUCUCUUUUCGCGUGAAAACGCUAAGGAGAAAUUCGAUUUCUUAGCCUGGACUCAAAGCUCAAAGAUUAAGGCUGCUGUUAGCUAA
Coccidioides immitis RS is the source of this 3612-nucleotide messenger RNA. Its product is annotated as Ras guanine-nucleotide exchange protein. Gene Ontology annotation, molecular function: protein binding; guanyl-nucleotide exchange factor activity. The transcript has 2 exons. The record is from RefSeq and is a predicted model, not a curated record. Lineage: Eukaryota; Fungi; Ascomycota; Eurotiomycetes; Onygenales; Onygenaceae. Gene Ontology annotation, biological process: Ras protein signal transduction; positive regulation of GTPase activity. The coding region runs from base 1 to 3612 and encodes 1203 amino acids. Gene Ontology annotation, cellular component: plasma membrane.